UUGCGGAGAUCGCAAUGACCGUCCUCGUUCAAAAAUCCAAAGCUCGCGCUGCUUCCCGUGCUGCUUCAGCCAGCUCCGCGCAUUUUGGAUUCUCUCUGGAAGCUUGUGCGCGCGAGAGAGAGAGAGAGCGAGAGAUGUAUAAAUUACGUCUUGUCAAUGUUUUUAAAAGGCUUGUUUAGAUUGACGACGUGGCUUAGAGAAUCACUAGUUUUUGAAAACAGAGAAGGCUUCUGAUACGUGAAGAUGGGCUUGUUUCCAUGGCAGACUGGCAGACUGGAGCCUCGCGCAGGGGGGAGAGGGCAUGGGGCACAUUCUACCGCAGAGCGUCACGGCACUGCAGAGGUCGGAGAGCAGAAGGUGGCGCUCAUCCUCGGCGUGACAGGCAUAGUGGGCAACUAUCUGGCUUCGCUUCUUGCCAAGCCAGAUUCCUACGGAGGGCCUUGGAAGGUGUAUGGUGUGGCCCGUCGGCCCAGGCCGGAAUGGGUCCCGUCCAAUAUAGAGUACAUGCAGGUGGAUCUUCUGGAUAGACAGCAGACGUUGGCAAAGCUUGGAGCGUUGGAGGAUGUCACCCAUGUAUUCUGGGUCACUUGGGUGCAAGGUAAAACGGAGGCGGAGAAUAUAGAGUUGAAUAGCAGGCUGCUGCAGAACUCGAUUGAUGCUCUGCUUCCAAAUGCCAAGAACUUGCAGCACAUCGUAUUGCAGACCGGUGGCAAGCAAUACACCGGCCCUUUUGAGCUCGCGGGGAAAAUCCAACCGUGCGAAUCGCCAUUUGUGGAAGACGUUCCGCGUCUUCCUUGCGACCAAUUCUACCACAACCAGGAAGAUAUUGUGUUCGAAGCCGUCAAGCAGUCUGGUGGCCGACUUACGUACUCCAUCCAUCGACCUACGAUCAUAUUCGGGUUCGCAGCUGGGAAUUUGAUGAACUUGGUGGGGACUUUGGCAGUCUAUGCUCUAAUUUGUAAGCAGGAAGGGAAGCCACUUGUAUUUCCUGGCAACCAAUUUACUUAUGAACGUUUGUUUGAUGCGUCGGAUGCUGAGCUCAUAGCUGAGCAAGAAAUCUGGGCUUGCGUGGAACCGGCGGCUAAGAACCAAGCCCUUAACAGUUCCAACGGGGAUGUGUUCAAAUGGAAGAAGCUGUGGAGGCUUCUGGCGGAUUAUUUUGGAAUGGAGGUUGGCGAGUAUAAUGGUAAUUCAAUUUUGCUUGAUGAAUUUAUGAAAGGCAAAGAGGAUAUGUGGGACCAGGUUGUGAAGAAGUACAAUCUAGAGCCUGUCAAGCUUAACGACAUCGGCCACUGGUGGUUUGCGGAUUUGAUCCUGAACCAGUCUGCUGAAAACGUGAGCAGCAUGAACAAGAGCAAGGAGCUCGGUUUUCUGGGCUGGCGCGACACGGAGAAGAGCUUCUUGUCAGUCCUGGACAAAAUGAAGGCCAACAAUUUGAUUUCUUAAAUUUUUAUGCUUGUGUCUUUGUCCAUCAACCUGUGGAAGAGAGCGUGUCGCGCUAUUGUAAUUGCUUCUCAGGUUUUUCUGCAGUCGACGGGUAUGUAGAUACGAUGUGGAUGCGUGUUGAUAAGGUUCCUUGCGACGCUGUGUGUCACUUAGCGUUAAGUGAAACGCUUGAUUCUAAUUGCAGUGACACUAUACAUUUCCAUGAGCUAAGACGAUCGCCAUAAAAUGGCACGAAGUGUCUUUGACGAUGCUGACAUGUGCCUCCUAACCUGUUAACGGAAGUAGAAUUUUCAUCGCUGAGUAAAGUUUUAUUGGUGUGUAUGCAAGACCUCGAAUAAAGCAUAUGCGAUUGCCCACAGAGGGCUGGUGUAUUUUCAGAGCCUUUUGCAGCAUUUACAUGA
Molecule: messenger RNA, 1847 nt
Organism: Physcomitrium patens
Lineage: Eukaryota; Viridiplantae; Streptophyta; Bryopsida; Funariales; Funariaceae
Product: 3-oxo-Delta(4,5)-steroid 5-beta-reductase
Source: RefSeq, a predicted model, not a curated record